GUCCGAUUGAUUGUGGGUAAAUUUCAUGGCGGAACACUGAGAGGGGUUGGUUUGAUUAAUAUAGCAGUGAAGUAAACAACUCGAUUCAUUACUCGUGGAAAUAUUCUCUACAUUAAAACGUUUUGGAAAUAGCAGACCUAUUUAUAUAUACUAUCAGCUGAAGUACCAAUACAUAUCUUCGAUAUUGACUGGAACACGGUUUCAUCAAGACAUAACCCGAAAGAAGAACCAUAAUAUAUUUUGACACAUUUUCAAAAACAUCUGAAGAAAUGUCGGACAACAGUGCAGCAGAACAAGGAACUGACGGAAAACAUGAGAGCAAUACUUCAACCUCUGGAGUCACAGAUCAAGAAAAAGAACUGGCAACUGAUGCAUUUCGGGCCUUCUCGUGUGGAAAUUAUGACACUUGUCUGCAGCAUCUAACAAGCCUUCAGGAGGUCAACAAGGAUGACUACAAAAUUUCUAUGAACAAGGCAAUAGCAGAGUUUUAUAAAAGUGGCCAGACCACAACAGUCACUUUAAAGCAGAUACUUGCUGCAAUGAAAAAACAGGUCCAUGCUGCAGUAGAGGAAAUUGAUGGUUUGGAUGAUGUUGAAAACAGCUUUCUCUACUACAAUCAAGCAAUUAUACACUACCACAUGCGUCAGUACACAGAAGCCAUCACAAUAGGAGAGAAGCUGUAUCAGUUUCUGGAACCUUUUGAAGAGAAGUUUGCUCAGGCUGUUUGCUUCUUGCUUGUGGACCUUUAUCUACUGACAUACCAACCAGAGAAAGCAUUGCAUCUUAUUACUGUCCUGGAGAAAUUGACCAUACAGGGAAACAACAAAAACGGCAAAAACGAGGCCGCAAACAAAGACGGUUCAAAUCAGAAGGCUGAAUAUAUUGCUAUGAUUGAGGCAGCUAAAUCCAAAAUUCAUCAGUAUAAAGUAAGGGCUUAUAUUCAGAUGAAGUCUUUGAAGACCUGCAAAAGGGAAAUCAAGUCAGUCAUGAAUACAGCUGGAAAUUCUGCUCCCUCUCUUUUUCUAAAGAGUAAUUUUGAGUAUUUGAGGGGUAACUAUCGGAAAGCAGUAAAGUUGCUGAACAGCUCGAACAUUGCUGAGCAUCCAGGCGUCAUGAAAACUGGUGAAUGUGUACGAUGUAUGUUUUGGAACAAUCUUGGUUGCAUUCAUUUUUCUAUGGGAAAGCACAACCUAGGAAUUUUCUACUUCAAAAAGGCUCUUCAGGAAAACGAUCACACAUGCUCACAGCUAGCUGCAAGUGGCGCCGGGCAAACUAAGAAGUUUUCCGGCAUCCCGAUGUGCACCCUUCUAGCCAAUAAACGCUAUGAGCUGCUGUACAACUGUGGAAUCCAGCUACUACACAUAGGGAGGCCCCUGGCAGCUUUCGAAUGCCUGAUUGAGGCAGUGCAAGUUUACCAUUCAAAUCCACGGCUCUGGCUGCGGCUGGCAGAAUGCUGCAUAGCUGCAAACAAGGGGACUUCUGAGCAAGAGACCAAAGGCCUUCCAAUCAAAAAGGGAAUUGUGCAGUCAAUUGUUGGUCAAGGAUAUCAUCGCAAGAUAAUUCUAGCUUCACAAUCAACACAGAACACAGUAUACAAUGAUGGUCAGUCUGCAGCAAUCCCUGUUGCUAGCAUGGAGUUUGCUGCUAUAUGCCUGAGGAACGCCCUGCUCCUGCUACCUGAAGAUCAGCAGGAGGCGAAGUCAGAGAAUGGUUCUAAAAACUCCAGCCAGUCUGGCAGUGUGGAAAGCAGCAGUGAGGGCAGCGAAGCCUGCAGUGGUAAAGGUCAUGAAGGAGAUAAGUUCAUCCCAUCUCCUCCUUCAUCACCACUGAGGAAACAGGAAUUUGAAAACUUAAGGUGCUCGAUUCUGGCCUGCAGCGCUUAUGUAGCUCUGGCUCUUGGAGAUAGCCUCCUGGCUUUGAAUCAUGCAGAGAAACUUCUACAGCAGCUCAAGUUGUCUGGAUCACUAAAAUUUCUGGGCCACUUGUAUGCAGCCGAGGCUCUCAUCUCUUUGGACAGGAUCUCUGAUGCCAUUAGUCACUUGAACCCUGAGAAUGUCACUGAUGUUUCCCUGGGGAUCUCUUCAAACGAGCAAGAUCAAGGGUCUGACAAGGGGGAAAAUGAGCCAAUGGAGUCCUCAGGAAAGCAGACCCCACUAUGCUACCCCAACUCUGUGAUGGCAGCUCGAGCAAUGAUGUUGUUCAAUCUUGGCAGUGCCUACUGUCUGAGAAGUGAAUACGAGAAAGCCCGAAAAUGUCUCCAUCAGGCUGCUUCGAUGGUUCAGACAAAAGAGAUUCCACCCGAGGCGAUUCUACUGGCAGUCUACCUUGAACUACAGAACGGAAACACACAGCUGGCUCUGCAGAUAAUAAAAAGAAAUCAGCUACUACCCUCUGUCAAAACCCUGUCUCCUGAUGUGCGGAAGAAACCAGCAGCCUUUCAGCCUGUCCAGCCCAUCCAGCCCAUCCAGCCUAUUCAAAUGCCUGCUUUCACCACAGUGCAGCGCAAGUGAGGAAGGCAGACAGAUCCUGCCCCAAUUAGAAACACAACAGUUCUCCCAUCAAUCUUUUCACAGCCAUUUAGAAAUAGCACUAACCAACUAGGUCCUAUUCCGUUAUACAUUUUUAUUUCAUUUAAUUAUUAAACUGACAAAAGUAAAGUAAGAUAUAAUUGGUAAAAUAAAUUAAUGCACCUGAAUCAGAAGGAUCUGGAUCUCAGGUUUAGCAAAUGAUCUAAAAAUCAACUGGGUCUAAAUGCUGGUUUCCUCUGCAGUAUUUUAGUUUGAAUUUUGGAAUAGGGGUCUUUCUGCCCCUGUGUGUGCCCGCUUAUAGAUGCACAAUAUUAUGCCUCCUUAGCCUCUGUGGGGAUAGUCUUACUUCUGCAUCAUCUUUGAGGAGGCCAUUCUCACGAUACAUAACAGAUAACAAGACAGAGCAAUUAAGAUCGGGACACUGCUUUUAAAGGCCCUAGCACAAGUAAAGCUGCAUUGUUUUCUUACUGGGUUAACAAAGAAUUUGCUGAUUAUAAAGGCAAGUGUGGACUAAAUGGUUUGUUUUAGUCACAGCACUGGAAUUUGAAGGUAGUUGAUGAAUAAUGAAGAAAAAAAUGCAGCUAUUACACAGUAUGCCAACUCGGUCAUGAAGCAUUCUGUACAAAUAACAGGUAAUUACUGGAGUUCACUAAAUCAUCUUUAAGUGUUCUGUCACUUACUGAUGUGCUGUCUUUUGCAGCAGUAAAAGUUAUGGUUGCUUAUCAUCAUUUACCAGGUUAAUAACCCAUUACAAAAUUCUUACAAUAAUGCAGAAACGACUGUAUGUUCUACUUACCAAUAUGAUGUUAAAGUACCGCCACACCAAGUAUUGCAAUUUUAGAUAAACUAUAUUAAAUGUAAAUAUGAAACAUAUUUUAGAAUAUGAAAUUUACUUUACAUAAUGUUCAUUCAAUGUAUCUUUUACUAAGUUAAGUAAUUUAUUGGAUAAACGGAUAGCAUUAUAUUGCUGUUUUUCAUUAAAAGACCAUCUAUCGGUUGUGGCUAUACUGCAGAACAUGAUGCAUUCUAUGAUCAUUCACCAGGUUUAUUUAAGGUAUUUUUUUUAAUGUUCAAUUAUUAAUUUUAAAUAGGGUCUAAAGAAUGUAAAACCAUUUAGAAUGUGUAAGAAAGUACUAAAUCAGAAGCCCUAUUUAUAAUUAACAUUAAAAAUCCAAUUAGUUCUCAGUGGGGAAGCGCUGUUUAAUGUCUUGUUUGAGAGAGAUCUGUAAUGUAUGUUCGUCAAUAAAAAUGUAUGUAAAACA
Molecule: messenger RNA, 3790 nt
Organism: Polyodon spathula (Mississippi paddlefish)
Lineage: Eukaryota; Metazoa; Chordata; Actinopteri; Acipenseriformes; Polyodontidae
Product: CCR4-NOT transcription complex subunit 10-like
Exons: 19
Coding region: 270-2510 (746 amino acids)
Biological process (GO): mRNA catabolic process; negative regulation of translation
Cellular component (GO): CCR4-NOT complex
Molecular function (GO): protein binding
Source: RefSeq, a predicted model, not a curated record